This is a messenger RNA of Hibiscus syriacus, 468 nucleotides long. RefSeq lists its product as uncharacterized. NCBI's taxonomy places the organism in Eukaryota, Viridiplantae, Streptophyta, Magnoliopsida, Malvales, Malvaceae. The transcript has 2 exons. The record is from RefSeq and is a predicted model, not a curated record. The coding region runs from base 129 to 323 and encodes 64 amino acids.
AGGAAAAAAGAGAGAGGAAGCAAAUUAUCAAACGCAGUAGGACUCUCAACCAAAAGCAAAUAUGCAGAAACUGUAACAAAAUCUUCAUUUGUUUUUGAGCUUUAUCCUCAUUUUUGAGUUGAUCGAAAAUGGCGAACCAGUUGGAGAGCUUGGUGGAAUCAAUAAAGUCAAAGGUAAGGGCUCUAAAGAAGUCAAAGAAUAAUAAUAAGCCCUACAUAAAGAUGGAUAAGAGCUCCAGCGUUAAGGUCGAGAUCCGUAGCAGGAAAGCCAGGAGGCUCAUCGACAAGACCUUGAAGGCCGCCGAUCGCCCCGGAAAACGUUAGCUUAUACAGAUUCGGUGUGCGUUUGGGGACGUUACGAAAGGUAACGUGGGAACCGUUUCGGAUUGGCAGACAAGAAAUAUCCAAUUACUUUUUUCUUUCUCGCUUGUAUACUUCGAUGUUAAUAAUAAUUAAUUGAAAGGUUAAU